This is a messenger RNA of Necator americanus (New World hookworm), 1824 nucleotides long. RefSeq lists its product as uncharacterized. Gene Ontology annotation, cellular component: cytoplasm; cytosol; nucleus. The transcript is spliced from 15 exons. The record is from RefSeq and is a predicted model, not a curated record. The coding region runs from base 1 to 1824 and encodes 607 amino acids. Lineage: Eukaryota; Metazoa; Nematoda; Chromadorea; Rhabditida; Ancylostomatidae. Gene Ontology annotation, molecular function: mRNA 3'-UTR binding. Gene Ontology annotation, biological process: regulation of gene expression; nervous system development.
AUGGAUUACUACCAGCAGGCACGGCCACAGGCGUCUGCCGCACAAGCUACACAUCAGUACGUGCAGUACUCCGCGCAGGCAGGAGCAACUUCCUCACAAAUGUAUUAUCAACAACAACCUAUCGGACACCAACCACAGCAACCUCCAAGUUAUCAGUUUCCUAUACAAGCCGCGUCAGCCACUACGAACAUGGAUUACGGCCAUAGCAUGGGUGCCACACAACAAUCGAGUAUGUCUGGAUCACACAACCAUAGCCAGCAUCAGCAAGGAGCAGUAAUGGGACAAGCUGUGCAACCGCGUCGUGGAGUUUCGCAGCGCGGUGGACCACCACCCGCUGAUACAACGGCAACAAUGCAGAAUGCACCACAUAUGCGUCUGUCUCCUCAGCAGGAACUACCUCUUCGCAUUGUUAUCGACUCAAAACACGUGGGAGCGAUCAUCGGAACUGGUGGUAACAACGUAAGAGAAAUAACAAAGGAAUCUAAGGCUCGUGUUGUUGUGGAUGUCCAGCGCACCGUCAAAGACCAGCAAGGACACAGCGAGAAGAUAAUUUCAAUUCUUGGACAUCUGGAAAACUGCUCAAAAGCUUGCGUAAAAAUUCUGGAAGUUGUUCAGCGUGAAAACGAAAAGGAUGAAACGAGAGACAACAGUGAAGUAGAGCUGAAAAUUAGAGCUCAUAACCAACUUGUGGGAAGGCUCAUCGGCAAGCAAGGUGCCACUAUUAAGAAGAUCAUGCAGGACACAGGAACCACAAUUUUUGUCUCGAAUGAGCAGGCAUCUAGAGCUGCUGAACUGUCCUCAAUGGGAGGGUUGAUGCCUCCAUUUCCUGAUGCUGUUCUUACGAUGGAGCGCACAAUCACAGUUAAAGGCCCCAGUAUUGAAGUUGUAUCAGCGGCUGAGCAGAAGAUUUCUGCGAGGUUGCGACAAAGUUAUGAAACAGAUCUUCAGCAUAGAAUGUCUUUUCCUGGAAUCCCGACUAUGCCAGGAAUGAUCCACCCGAUUGGAGAUGCAUACGCAGCAUUGGCUGCGUCUACAAUGCGACCUAUGGGUGGUCCUAUGUGCGGUAUUGGAGGGCGGGCUGAUGUCUCUAAGACGACACGAAUGUGGGUGCCUAAUUCAAUGGUCGGAGCUAUCAUUGGGAGCAAGGGUAGUAACAUCCGUAAUAUUAUAAGAAAUUCGGGUGCGAACGUAAGAAUAGAAGGAGGAGGCGAACGCAAAGAUACAGAGCGAAAGGAAGAACCAGAAAAGAAGGAGGAUUCUGGUGAUGCUCAACCACACGCGGAUAUCGAGGAAAAGCCGCACGCAGAUGUUGUUCCUGUAGAAGAGCGGCGGAAUGAUGACGGCGAACGUCUUGUUACCAUCACUGGUAAUGAUGCACAGCAGUACCGAGCACAAUUUUUGAUAUUCAACCGUGUUGCCGAGCAGUCUCAACAUCUCAUCGAUGAGGUGAAGUUACGCACCGAAUUGACCGUUCCUUCUCGACUCGUAGGAAGGAUCAUUGGAAAGGGCGGACAAAAUGUGCGUGAGCUGCAACGCAUUACAGGAGCAUCCGUGAAAAUUCCUGAAGAUGAACCUAAAGUGACUGACCCGACUGCUCAUGAGGAACCAAAGGAAGGUUCCUCGUCUCCCACUCCUAGCGACAGCGGUACUGUCGUCCGAAUUGUAGGGAACUUUUUGGCUACUCAGAGCGUACAGGUCCGUAUAGGACAACUUAUUGCCGAUUUUCAACGCGCUACCAAUUUGCAUGGUGAUAGGCGCAAAGAAGAGCUUCAAGAAUCAUCUCGCAAGCAAUCGCCGCCGUCGCACGUGAACGGUGCUGAAUGA